Helianthus annuus (common sunflower) is the source of this 660-nucleotide messenger RNA. Its product is annotated as glycine-rich protein 5-like. The record is from RefSeq and is a predicted model, not a curated record. Lineage: Eukaryota; Viridiplantae; Streptophyta; Magnoliopsida; Asterales; Asteraceae. The coding region runs from base 56 to 463 and encodes 135 amino acids. The transcript has a single exon.
AUUCUUGUAUCAAUUUCUAGUCUUUUAGAGAGUAAAAAAGUGAGAAACAAAAAAAAUGACAAGGUGUUGUUUUGUGUUACUUGUAGUUCUAGCACUAACGGUUUAUAGCGUCACUGCUAGAGACGUUCCGAAGGAAAACAAAGAUACUAUUGGUCUUACGGACCAAAAGAAUGUUUAUACUUUUGGAGGAACAGGCGGGUUUAGUGGCAUUGGAAACAAUGGUUUGCCCAUGGGCGGUAUGGGAACCGGAGUUGGAGUAGGUGGUGAUUUUGGUGGUGCCAAUGGAGUUGGAGGUGUUGGUAUGGGAUUUCAAUAUGGCGGACCAGGUGGCCCGGCUGGUGGUGUGGGAACUUUUGGUGGUCUUGGUAACGGUUUUGGUGGAUUACCGACUCUCGGUGGUGGUGGACUUGGCGGUGGUGGUGCAUUUCCUAUCGGUGGUGGUGGUGUACUCCCUCAUCCUUAGGUGUAUGUUUUGUGGUCACUUGGUAGCUAGCUACUUUCCGGUUAUGAAGUUAGUUUAGUUUGUGUGAGAGGGUAUGUUUGGUUUGUUUUGUUUGUGUUAGUGUCUUUUUUUACGUCAAAAUAUCUUUGUUGUUUCUCAUGUCGUGUUCCUAGAAUAUUCGAACAUCUAUUUAUAUUAAGAAAUUUAGUUUCACUUUA